Molecule: messenger RNA, 1087 nt
Organism: Salvelinus sp. IW2-2015
Lineage: Eukaryota; Metazoa; Chordata; Actinopteri; Salmoniformes; Salmonidae
Source: RefSeq, a predicted model, not a curated record
GUGAUAUUUAAAAGGUUGGGACAAAGCUUUCAAAGACAGAGAUGUUGAACAAUUUCGCCUGGAUAAAGUUAUUGUUUUUUGGAAGAAAAAAAAUAAGUUACUGUUUUCAACAAGCAACUGUCUUACAAAUAGAAGAAACAAAGAGACAACUUUUAACGACUAUGAAAUGGUGAAGAUGUCCUCAAGAACUGAAGASAAAUCAACUUGUUGACAGCCAGACAAGUGUUGAACUUGCUCGCUAACGUUAACAAUGUGAAUACAGAUCGCUUUGCAAUCUAUUGGACCGCAGGGGACCGUCCGUCACCAAUAGCUGAUAUAUUUCAUACAUUUUGGACGCUUAAGACCGUGRUAUUACCAUUACUUUAGCUAGUUAGGUAGUUAACUAACUCGACAGCUGUGAACUGUGAACAGAGCUUUCUGUCUUGAGUUAAGAGAGGCAUUAUUUUCCUCAGUAGUUAUGUUUCCGUUAGAUUCGACGUGGAAUAUUUCAUUUGCAGGUUGCGGUUUCUUAGGCAUCUAUCAUAUCGGUGUAGCGAGUUGUCUACAGGAACAAUGUCCGUUUCUAGUCCAUAAUGCCCGGCACAUCUACGGGGCAUCAGCCGGGGCGCUCACCGCCUCCGCGCUGGUCAGCGGAGCUUGUUUAGGYGAGGCAGGUGCCAACAUCAUUGAUGUGGCCAAGGAUGCCCGGAAGCGCUUCCUGGGGCCCAUGCACCCAUCCUUCAACCUGGUGAAGAUCAUGCGUAACAUGCUGUAUAAAACCCUGCCACCCGAUGCCCACCAUCGUGCCACAGGGAGGCUGGGCAUAUCACUGACCAGGGUGACCGACGGAGAGAACGUCUUGGUGUCCCACUUCAACAGCAAGGAGGAGCUGGUGCAGCGUUACGUGGACGGUGGUAUCAGUGAUAAUCUGCCUCAGUAUGAGCUAAAGAACACCAUAACUGUGUCUCCGUUCUCUGGAGAGAGUGACAUCUGUCCUAGAGAUAGAUCCACCAACAUGCAUGAACUACGAUUCACCAACACCUCCAUCCAGUUUACACUCACCAACCUCUACAGAGUGUCCAGAGCUCUGUUCCCCCCUGAGCCACAG